Molecule: messenger RNA, 786 nt
Organism: Blastocystis hominis
Lineage: Eukaryota; Bigyra; Opalinata; Blastocystidae
Exons: 2
Coding region: 1-786 (261 amino acids)
Molecular function (GO): glycosyltransferase activity
Source: RefSeq, a predicted model, not a curated record
AUGGAAACGGUGGCGUUCUACCCCGAUCCGAUCAAUCAGAAUCAAACCUUCGGCGACCCGAAGGGCCAUUUCCGAUGGGGCCUGGAGUAUUACAAGCUGGCCAAGACGGUCUUUCCCGCCUCGUCGAUGCCGCAUUUCCUCGAGGGCUCCGAUUAUUCCGCGUUGAACGCGUCGUUCUGCGCUCGUCGAGGCAUCAUCGCACGCAUCGUUCCGACCAUGUACGACUCGUUUGUGAGCACUGCAGAGCCGAUGCUGGUUCGUCUUUUAGCCUACCGCCAGUUCCGUCUCGCUCUCCGCACACAGCCGCCGUCUCGUCUGUCCGUCUUCUUUCUGAACCGGAACGGGGGCAGUCGGGGCAUCCGGAACGUGGAGGAGAUCAUCGAGUACAUGCAGAAAGCCAAUGAAACUGAGCUGAACAUUUCGUCCAAUUCGCCGGCGACGUUUGAAGACCAGGUUCGAAGCGUGGCGCAUAUCGACGUGUAUGUGAGCAUGCAUGGCGCAGCGAUGACGAACAUUCUGUUUAUGGAGCCGCUGAGCGCGUUGAUUGAAAUGAACCCGCCCAAGUUCAAGGAAGCGUUUUACAGGAACAUGGCGAGCAAGGCGAAUUUGCUGUUCUAUGGGAUUUACAGUACGUACACGGAGAACAUGGAAUAUUCGAUGAGAGAGCAGUCGACGGCGAAGAUUUUGAAUCAAUGGAUUACGGUGCCUUUGAGGCUGUUUGGGAAAACGUUUGAUCUAGCGACGAAGAAUGUGUGGAAGUAUAAAUAUAGAAUGUGUGAUUAUUGA